Lytechinus pictus (painted urchin) is the source of this 6405-nucleotide messenger RNA. RefSeq names its product protein phosphatase inhibitor 2-like. Gene Ontology annotation, biological process: regulation of signal transduction. The record is from RefSeq and is a predicted model, not a curated record. NCBI's taxonomy places the organism in Eukaryota, Metazoa, Echinodermata, Echinoidea, Temnopleuroida, Toxopneustidae. Gene Ontology annotation, molecular function: protein phosphatase inhibitor activity. Bases 74 to 670 code for a protein of 198 amino acids. The transcript has 4 exons.
UAAACUGAAGACGACGCAAUUCAACGGAAGUUCGAGUCCAAUCUGUGUCUGUGAUUGUGAAGCGAACAUUGUCAUGGCAGAAAAACUCGAGGAACAACCCAAGAAAAGUAUCUUAAAGCCAGCUAGGCAUUUUGAAGACCCUGCAAAUAGACCGGAGGAUGGGAUUAAGUGGGAUGAGAUGAACAUCCUAGCAACGUACCAUCCGGCUGAUAAAGACUAUGGGCACAUGAAGGUAGACGAACCGGACACUCCCUAUAAUGAAUACAUUGAGACGGAAGACGGUGAAGACGAGCACGAUGGAAUGAACGAGCAUGCUGCAGCAACGCUCAACGCAACCGAACUCAACAAAAAAUUAGAGGGAUCAUCCAAGAAAAGAUGGUGGGAAGAAGAGAAUGCAGAGGAAUCGAGUGAAGAAGAUGAGGAAGAAGGAUUGACAGAAGAAGUAAAAGAGAAAAAGAGAAAGUUUCGCAGCAAGAGGAAGAAUCAUUAUGAUGAGGCGUACAACAUCAAAUUGGCAAAGGAACUGAUAGAACAGGAGCUAAGGGAGGCCGAAGAGGAGGAAGAGGAAGAGAAACGAAAAACUGAAGGUUUGACGUCACAAGACGGCUGUAAUCAACAAACGGAUGAAACAUUAGCUGAUGAUAGUAUUGCCAUGCAAACGGGCGAUUGAACCGAUCCUUAUGGGCAUCUCUGACCUUUGACCUGUGAUGUAAGGGCUUAGGUCACGGACAUACAUAGACACUUGUAAGUGCCAUAGCAGAUUGCUGUAUCUUGUUCAUGUAUGAAUCAGUUGAUUGCCAUGCAAGUGGGCGGUUGAACUUUUCCUUGUGAACAUAUGUGACCUUUGACACAGUCUUUACAGUUCAUUGGUCACACACAUACGCUUUGAAGUGUUACAUCUCGUUGUUUUAUCAUGUAUGAAUCAGUCGCUAAUAUUAUUGUCAUACAAGCUGGUGAUUUAUUUUACUUGCUUGGAGAACUGCGACCUUUGACCUGCACAUUUAGGGUCAAAGUUCACACUUGCCAUAGAUACUAAAUAUGCUAUGUAGCAGAUAACUGUAUCAUGUACUAAUGCUGAUAAUAGUAUUGCCAGGCAAACUGGUGAUUAAUCCCGCUCUCUCUCUGAUGCCCCUUGACCUUUGACCGUCUCUUUAAAGGUCAAAGGUCAUAUAGAGAAUGGCUUUAAUGUGCUGUUGUAUAUUGAAUGUUGAGAUAAUUCAGGAGGAGCAAUUACAGGUUACUCUGAUCUGAGGAUCUCAUCAUUUUUGAAUUCGUACAUACUUGUAAAAUCAUGGUGAAUCAGCCUUAUGAUUUAUAGUGUAAACUAGAAAUAUUUCUGACAAUCACAAAAAAUAUAUAUAUAUGUUACAUUGAAAGUCCCCUGAGUGUGAUUUUAUAGAUUUAUGAUGCAUACAUGUACAUUAGCUUACCACUAACAUCCCCCAAACUGCCAAUUAGUGCCACAAAUUCAUUGCAUAAAGCUGCAUUUUUUUUUACUGCACUAUAAUUCCACUCUUGAAUUGAAGGAUAUAUUGCAUGGUGCAAACAAUCUUAAAUCUCUUAUUGUUAAAAAGAAAACAAUGUGCUUUCUUUCUUCCUUUUUUUAUGUUCUUUUAAAUUCUUUUCCUUUUCUUUUUCCUCUUCUUUUUCUUCUCCUCCUUCUUAACCUACUCAAUCUCCUCCUCCUUUCUUCUACUUUUCUCUUUCUUUUAUUUCUGCUUGACUGAAUAUUUGCAUGAAAUGCGAGGCAAAACUUAAGCUCUGCAAUACACCUAGAUUACAUGUACAUGUGCAUUGCAGGGGCCAGGGUAUGGCUUAAUGUUCAAAGGUUUAAUGAAUAGAAUAUUCUGUGCAAUUAAAUUGUCAUGAUUUGAUAGUCAAAUUCUCAAAAUCCACUAUAAAGAAGCUUCAACUGAGCAGGGAUUUAGUCAAGGCCGGUACUUCGAAUUUACAAGAUCGCCGUGAGGACCUUCCCCUGUAGAUCUUGUACACAUUACUCGGGCCGAGACCAAGGCUAGCAAAAUUCGGCCUCAACUACAUCCCUGCAAUGGAAAGUUCACAGUCUACGCAAAGUCUAAAAGUGAUUCGCACUUUAACUGCUUUUGAUUAUUUCCUUUACUUAAAAUGCCAAAGAUAUAUGUCAAACAUUACCAUAUAUAUUGCUUUUAAUUGAUGAAGUCAUUGCAUUUCUGAUCAUUUAAAAGUAUUUGCAAAAAUUUGAUUUUUGUUUCCAAUUGCAAUUUUUGCCUUCCAUUCUUGCUACUUCCAGCAAUUAAUCAUGAAUUCAAUUUUGAAUUAAUUUGUUUUCAUUAUUAUCAUAAUUGUUAUUAAUUUAUAUUGAUAUAACCAGUAUAAAUAAUAUCUCAAAUGCAAUCUGAUAGCUAAAACACUUAGGACAGGUGUCACUUUUGGUGAAUACUAAUUAGAUAGCUUGUUCACCACUCUUCGAGAAAUAAUAGGGCAGCACUUUGGAGUAAUAAAAAUCAAGACCACCUUUUUACGGAGCAAAAAAUAAAACACGCCUGUUUAUGCUAUGCUACCAAUAUAUCUGCCAGAUUGAAUAAUAGGUCAAUUUUUGUCUCACCUGCAUAGCAGAGUGAGACUAUAGGCGCCGCUUUUCCAACGGCGGCGGCAUCAACACCAAAUCUUAACCAAAGGUUAAGUUUUUGAAAUGACAGCAUAACUUAGAAAGUAUAUGGACCUAGUUCAUGAAACUUGGCCAUAAGGUUAAUCAAGUAUUACUGAACAUCCUGCCUGAGUUUGAGGUCACAUGACCAAGGUCAAAGUUCAUUUAGGGUCAAUGAACUUAGACCAUGUUGGGGGAAUCAACAUCAAAAUCUUAACCUAAGGUUAAGUUUUUGAAAUGUCAUCAUGAAUUAGAAAAUAUAUAGACCUAGCUCAUGAAACUUGGACAUAAGGUUAAUCAAGUUUUACUGAACAUCCUGCUUGAGUUUCACGUCACAAGACCAAGGUCAAAGAUCAUUUUAUAGGGUCAAUGAAAUUUGGCCAAAUUGGGGGUAUCUGUUGAAUUACCAUCAUAACUUAGAAAAUUUAUGGAUCUGAUUCAUGAAACGUUAACAUAAGAGUAAUCAAGUAUCACUUAACAUCCUGUGCAAGUUUCAGGUCACAUGAUUAAGGUCAAAGAUCAUUUAAAGUCAAUGAACUUUGGCCAAGUUAGGAGUAUUUGUUGAAUUACCAUCAUAACUUUGAAAGUUUAUUGGUCUAAUUCAUAAAACUUGGACAUAAGAGUAAUCAAGUAUCACUGAACAUCCUGUGCACAUUUCAGGUCACAUGACGAAGUCAAAGGUCAAUGAACUUUGGCCAUAACAGGGAUAUCUGUUGAAUUACCAUAACUUUGAAAGUUUAUUGGUCUAGUUCAUAAAACUUGGACAUAAGAGUAAUCAAGUAUCACUGAACAUUUUGUCCGAGUUUCAGGUCACAUGACCAAAUUCAAAGGUCAUUUAAGGUCAUUGAACCUUGGUCAUUUUAGAGGUAAUUAUUAGAUUGCUGUCAUAACUUUCAAAGUUUAUAGAUAUAGUGUAUAAAAUGUGGAUAUAGGGGUAAUCAAGUUUCACUGACAAGUUUUAGGUCACAUGAACAAGGUCAAAUGUCACUGAACGUAGUAUUGUAUCAUUAUAUGAAUGGUGUAAUUUGUGAAUAAUUAUUUUAUAGUAGUUUUCAAAGCUAGCACUGUUGGUAUAUUUAAUCGCGUGAUGCAGGUGAGACCGCCAGAGGCAUUCCACUUGUUUUGUUUUUAUUGUCAAAAUUGUCUGGUGAAAUUGAAAUAGAGUGAAUGAUAUUGUUAUCAUCUUUUAAUUGAAAAAACAAUAUUAUUAGUACUAGCCGUCAAGAAUAGGAUGCUGACACAUGUCCUUAUGACAAAAUCGACUCCAUAGUUAUACCUCCACAUCGUCCUAUAUUUACCACUGAGGAUUACUUUAGUAUUGUUGCUUAUAUAGUCAAAUGUUAAUCAAAAUCAAAUAGGAAAUAAGAAAGUUUGGCAUUUUUUUAUUCACAAAUUGUCACAAUGCUGUAGCCUAAAUUUAAUGAAAAUUAGAAAAAUAAGAAAGUUUGGCAUAUCUUAAACUUCACAUUUUCUCUCAAUGCUAUAGCCAGAAGUCAAUAGAAAUCAAAUAGGAACUAAAGACAAUUUGGCAUGUUUGAUAUUAAAAAUAUUUCACAAUGCUAUGAUUUGCAAAUCAAAUGAGAAACUGAAUGAUGCUGAUUUUGGCAAACACACGUCUCACAUGUAUAGAUUCUUGUUAAGCAAAAUCCAUGUAUUAAAUUGAAUAGAUCUGAUUGGCUAAACUUUCAAUUCCCAAUAAAAUCAGAAUAAUAUCUUAUGAGUAACUAAUAAAGCCUAGUUUUAUAUUAUUGCGAGAGAGAAAAAAAGAGAUGUUUGAUUACUUUGAUACACUACUUCAAAUGUUCAAUUGCAAAUGAAGUAAUGAAUGUGUCACCUCAAAUGGUCUCUCAUUACCCAUGAAAGCAAAUACCCCCCCCCCCCCCGAAAAAGGCGAAUAAAAUGAAAAAGGCCAUGACAUUCUUGUUUUGCAUCCGAUUUUGAUUAAAUUUUCUGUGUUGCAUUUUUUCUUUUAUAUUCAACUUGACUUGGGAUUUAGGAGAUCUUGGGGAUUUAAGCCUCCAUGGCCAUGAAAUCAUACAAUAUUUACAAAAUGAUCAUUUAAUAUGAAAACAGAUUCAGGUACUUUCCUCUGAUCGUGAUGUGAUUUUGUGUUUUCCCAUUUUCUGUUGUUUGUUUGUACACAAUCACACACGUUACAAAAUUCCACAAUGACAUACUUUGUUAAGUUUGAUGUAUACUUUUGAUUUGUAUAAGCUAUUAUUGGUUAACGGGAAUUGUAAGCAUUUUUGUUGAGUUUUGAUUUAUGUAUCACUUUUGCUAUUAUCAUGCAUAAACCAAGUCACUGUAUGAUCUGUUUGAGAAAAGAAUGUAGAUUUACAGCAAUAGAUGAAGUAGAUAGGGAUUUCUUAUACAAGGAGUGUUCAUACAUGGAUUUAUCUUUUACCUGAAUGUGAAGGUUUACAGUGUGAACAUUACUGAUAUUUAUCCAGAGAUCAGCUGUCAUGUGGGGACUGUUCCCACAUGAAUUCAACGUUCAUGCGCCUUAAGUUUGAACCCACUUUAAUAUAUGUUACAGGUCAUAGACAUGUCCUCAUUUCUUCAUAUUAGUUUUGUAGCAUUUGCAGGAUUUUAAUUGUGAUUUAAAAAAUUAUUACUUGCUGCAUUUACUUGGUUUGGUUGACUUUUUCAUAAACAAAUAAGCAACUCCUGAAUUUUUUUAUUCUCUAGUUGAAAUAGACCAUAUAAUAUUGGAAUGUUUAAAUAUUCGAAUGAAUGGACUUCAUUUAAUCUACAUACAUUUCUUUGCUGUCUUCUAUUGAAAUACAUUGUCAUAUCCUGGAGGCCGUUUCAUAAAAGCUAAAAGCUGUUUGUAAGCUAAGAGCAUCUUUGCGAGCGAUUGGUGAACCUUUCUUACGUGCUAAACCAUCGCCAAUGAAUAUACCAUUUACCGCAAGAAAGGUUCACCAGUCGUUCUUAAAGUCGCUCUUAAAUUACAAACAGCUUUAUGAAACACCCACCUGUCCUUUGAAUUUUUUAUGAUAUUGAUAAUUAUAAUAAUAAUAAAAGUGAUAACGACAAUAAAAAAUUUGAUUAUGAUAAUGAUUGUAGUUAAUAACAAUAAUCAUAGUAAGAAUGAUAGUAAUAUUCAUAAUGUUUCAAUUAAUCCUGUUGCAAUCACUGGUUCUAACACUGCUAAUACUAUUGUAAUUGCAUUCAAUCACAAAUUACAUUUAAUAACAACAAAAACACCAAAAACUAAAUUUCGAAAAAAAUUAAGGUAUAAAAGAAGGCUGACUUUUUCACAUGUACUAUCUAUAAUAUAUUUAUCAUGUUUUCUCACCAUUUAACUAUUUCAAUAUAUUUGCUAUAUAUUUAAAAAAAAACAGUGAGUGCAUAGCCUCUGUUUUUUUUUUACUAACAUGGCAAGAAAAUGUCUCCUGUUUGUAAUCACCACACAUUCAAAUACAGAAAAUAUACACCUAUAUUGUAGGUAUAGGCAUUGGACUUUGCCUAUAAUUAGAAUCGUGGGAUACAUUUUUCCAGUUCUAACUUUUACUUUGAUCAUUUUCUUAAAAAAAACAUUUAUUUUCGUCAUAGAUGAUAUUUGAUAUUUUCUUAGUUUGAAAUCAUAAUUUUGCAUCAGCAUAUUUGUUUAUUAUGAAGAAAAGAAUAGGAAUAUAAUUUCAGUAUUUUUGUUGUAAGAUGUUUAUUUCAUGAAUUUAUUUGUGAAGAGAAAAGUAAGUAAUGUCAAGUAAAAUAUUUACCUUUGCGUGUGGAUUUCAUUAAUGAAAUAAAGCUUAAGUAUGAUAAAAAAGAAA